Messenger RNA from Cornus florida, 2790 nucleotides. RefSeq names its product general transcription and DNA repair factor IIH helicase subunit XPB1. The record is from RefSeq and is a predicted model, not a curated record. Gene Ontology annotation, biological process: nucleotide-excision repair; transcription initiation at RNA polymerase II promoter. Gene Ontology annotation, molecular function: ATP binding; 3'-5' DNA helicase activity; hydrolase activity. The transcript is spliced from 20 exons. NCBI's taxonomy places the organism in Eukaryota, Viridiplantae, Streptophyta, Magnoliopsida, Cornales, Cornaceae. The coding region runs from base 168 to 2468 and encodes 766 amino acids. Gene Ontology annotation, cellular component: transcription preinitiation complex; nucleotide-excision repair factor 3 complex; transcription factor TFIIH holo complex.
AUUUCUUCUAACAAGUUCCAAGCGGGUUCCUUUAUUCUACAAGGACACCGAUCCCUUCUCUCUAUCUUCUCUAUCUCCCUGUAUAUAUACACACAAUUGAACAAACAGAACCCUAACAACGUACACAUUAAAAAUCGGACAAGUUGAUCAUCAUCUGUAUCGUAAUAAUGGGUCACGGUGACAAAGGCCGACCUAGCAAAAAGCAUAAAUCUUCAAACAAGGACGAAAAUAGGGCCACAGUAAUAGAUGAUGAAGACGCUUACUAUGGGGAAGAUUUAUAUGAUGAGAAUCGAGAUGGUGAAGGAAAGAAGAGAGAUUUCACUAUGCUAGAACUUAAACCUGAUCAUGAGGAUCGGCCUUUAUGGGCUUGCGCUGAUGGUCGAAUCUUCCUCGAAACUUUCUCUAAUCUAUACAAACAAGCUUAUGAUUUCCUUAUUGCCAUUGCUGAACCUGUUUGCAGGCCUGAGUCCAUGCACGAAUACAACCUGACUCCUCACUCAUUGUACGCGGCGGUGUCAAUUGGUCUUGAAACUAAAACCAUUGUAGGUGUUUUGAAUAUGUUGUCAAAGACCAAGGUCCCGAAAGAGAUGAUUGAUUUCAUACAUGCUUCUACAGCGAAUUAUGGGAAAGUUAAGCUUGUACUUAAGAAGAACCGGUACUUCGUUGAAUCCCCAUUCCCAGAGGUACUGAAGAAAUUACUCAAGGAUGAAGCUAUAUCUCGAGCUAGGAUUGCUCCUGAGGGGCUACAUGGAAGUGAUGGUUUCACAAUUAGCAAAUCACUAGGUGAAAUUGAAGGUGGGCACGAUGAGUUGCUAAAAGAAGCAGAAUUGGCCGCUGCAGCUGAAGAAAAAGAAAUUCAUUCAUUUGAAGUUGACCCUAAUCAGGUUGAAAAUGUAAAGCAACGUUGCUUGCCCAAUGCUCUAAACUAUCCCAUGUUGGAGGAGUAUGACUUCAGAAAUGAUAAUGUUAAUCCUGACCUAGACAUGGAGCUGAAGCCUCAAGCACAACCUCGGCCAUAUCAAGAAAAGAGUCUUAGCAAGAUGUUUGGAAAUGGUAGGGCGAGAUCUGGCAUUAUUGUAUUGCCCUGUGGUGCAGGAAAAUCUCUAGUGGGCGUCUCUGCAGCCUGCCGAGUACGAAAGAGCUGCCUUUGUUUGGCAACAAAUGCUGUUUCUGUGGAUCAGUGGGCGUUUCAGUUCAAGUUGUGGUCAACUAUACGAGAUGAGCAAAUAUGUCGUUUCACAUCGGAUAGCAAAGAAAGAUUUCGUGGUAAUGCUGGGGUAGUUGUGACAACAUAUAACAUGGUUGCUUUUGGUGGUAAACGGUCCGAAGAAUCCGAAAAGAUUAUUGAGGAAAUAAGGAACAGAGAAUGGGGAUUGCUCCUCAUGGAUGAGGUGCAUGUGGUUCCUGCUCACAUGUUUAGAAAGGUCAUCAGCAUUACGAAAUCUCAUUGCAAACUUGGGCUAACUGCAACACUCGUGAGAGAGGAUGAAAGGAUAACAGAUCUGAACUUCCUUAUUGGUCCCAAAUUGUAUGAAGCAAAUUGGAUAGAUUUAGUGAAAGGAGGAUUUAUUGCAAAUGUACAGUGUGCUGAAGUGUGGUGUCCAAUGACAAAGGAGUUUUUUGCCGAAUAUCUGAAGAAAGAAAAUUCUAAGAAAAAACAGGCACUCUAUGUGAUGAAUCCUAAUAAGUUCAGGGCUUGCGAGUUUCUUAUCCGGUUUCAUGAACAGCAACGCGGUGAUAAGAUAAUUGUUUUUGCUGACAAUCUUUUUGCACUCACAGAGUAUGCAAUGAAGCUCCGGAAACCUAUGAUUUAUGGUGCUACCAGCCACAUUGAAAGGACAAAAAUUCUUGAGGCUUUCAAAAGAACUCGUGAAGUUAAUACUAUUUUCCUUUCAAAGGUGGGUGAUAAUUCAAUAGAUAUCCCCGAGGCAAAUGUGAUCAUUCAAAUUUCGUCACAUGCGGGUUCAAGACGUCAAGAAGCCCAACGGCUUGGUCGUAUUCUUAGGGCUAAGGGUCGUCUUCAGGAUCGGCUGGCAGGUGGCAAAGAGGAGUAUAAUGCAUUUUUCUAUUCCCUUGUGUCUACAGAUACACAGGAGAUGUACUACUCUACCAAAAGGCAGCAGUUUUUGAUUGAUCAAGGUUAUAGCUUUAAGGUAAUUACAAGCUUGCCGCCACCUGAUUCUGGAGCUGAUUUGAGCUACAAUAGUCGCGAUGAGCAACUUGCACUUCUCACAAAGGUACUGAGUGCUGGUGAUGAUGCGGUUGGUUUAGAGCAGUUAGAAGAUGAUGCGGAUGACAUAGCCCUUCAGAAAGCACGUCGUUCUGCGGGAUCUAUGAGUGCCAUGUCAGGAGCACAUGGGAUGGUUUACAUGGAGUACAACACUGGACGGAAACAUUCUGGGCAGAUGAAAGCAAAGCCCAAGGAUCCAGCUAAGAGACAUGUUCUAUUCAAGAAACGAUAUGUUUAAGAUCAUCCAAGAGAUAUUUUCUAUCUAAAUGUUAUGGCUAAGCAAACUUUCGAACCGUGCAGAAUGGUGAUUUUUUUAUUUUUCACUUUGAUGUCAUAUGAGUAGGGUAAUUGUAAAUUUCUCGACAGAUUACCUGUUUGGUUUACCUUGAAAUAAACAGACUACUGGUAUAUGUAUAUUUGAAAUGGGGACUCUGGUGUACCUCUGUUCUUGGCUGAAGAACACACCGUUGCCCAAUUUUCUACUUUUGUAGGGUUAGGUGCCUCCUGCUUUGGGUGUACUUAAUUGUUAAGAAAAAAAUGAAGCAGUUUGUGAUGUGCAA